CGCUCCCUAGCGAGUUUGCCUCGCGCGGGUUCCUUCCCUAGUGAGUUCCGCUCCCCCCGCCGGCGGCCACUCCGGCCCCGGCGUCCACCACCACUUCCGCCGGUGGCCACCUAGGCCCCGGCGCCCUCUCCCUUCCCCGGCAGCCUCCCGGGCCCCGACCUUCCUUCCGCGGCGCUCGCCAGGGGGCUGUUUCGCCAUGGCUUCGGGUCCGGCCAGCCCCGCCUCGGUGUCGUCGAGGCUGCAGCCCAUCGUCUCCGGCUUGGGCCUGUCAGGCUCGUCUAGUUCUUCGGACGCGUCCACUGGUACUGGAAGUGCGCUGGCUCGAGCUAUCGAUGGCCCGGCUGCGGCACUCUCCGCGCCAUGGCGCAAGCCGGGGCCGUCCCGCAAGGCUCUCUGGCGCGGAAGAAAAGCGCUUCGGAAGCACGCGACGGCGGGAGGAGCCCGGUCGUGCUCGUCGGCGUCGUCCCAGGAGAGGAGAGAGAUCCCGGCGGAUCUGUUUGGCCUUUGCUUCUCUUGCUUCAGGGAGGGUCACCGCCGGGAAGAUUGCGGCUUUCCACCGCUGUGCAUCCGGUGUGGUCUGGAGGGUCACAUUUCUACGGACUGCAAGCGGCCGAGGAGCCAAAGGUCAGAAGAAGAUCUCCGGCGGGAUGCCGUUGCCAAGGUUGCGCGUGUUUCGCAGCCAUCGAUGCAGGCUGGACUCGCGAACAGGCUGUCGCCGGCGGCUAGGCAGACCGCUCCGUCGGAGAGGUCCUCGCCAGUGCCGGUUGACACCGCACCUGUGGGGUUCGGGCAGGCAUCGGCUGCAGCUGCUACUUCCGGUGGCAUCUGUGUGCUCCGUAGGACGCCGGAGAUGGAGGAUCUUGAGCAGCGUUUGAGGCUGGCGGUGGUGGCGUACGUGGGCGGCACUCGACCCCCGGUGUCGUGCCGGGAGGCGGCGGAAGGAGUGUCGACAGCCCUGCGUAUUCCACUCCAUCGGUUCUCUAUCCAAAAGUUCCAUCCCGAGGACUUCCUGGUGGUUUUCGCCUCGCCGGAGCUACGCAACAAGGCAUUGGCGGCGGGCACCGUUGAGUAUGGCUACUUCAAGCUGUUCAUCAAACCAUGGCUCAAGCAGGCGCAAGCGGUGUCCAGAGUGAUGCGUACUCAAGUUGAACUCAUGAUCAAGGGGAUUCCAUCUCACGCGUGGACGACCGAGACGGCGGCCGAGCUCCUUGGCUCGUCAUGUCUGGUUGAGAGUUUGGCUCCGGAGACGGAAAAUCGCGAAGAUCUCUCCCUCUUCAAGCUACGAGCAUGGUGUGUGGAUCCUGAUGAAGUGCCGGCGGACAAGCGGCUAUGGGUGCCGGAGCCGGAGGAGAACGGAGGGCCGGCAGCAAGGUCACCGACGACCCGUGCUUUGCUGGAGUAUAAAACGCUCAUCCACAUUGGAAGGCUGCGCGAGCACGAGGGUCCAGAGCGCUGGUUCAGGCCUCCUAGUUCCGAUGGUAGCGGGCAGAGUGGCUUGCCGGGGAACUCUGAGGACAUCUCGGGUCGGGGAGAAUGGAGCGUCUUGCCGUGGUCGAGGGGUGCACGAGAUCACCGCGGUGGGGCGCCGGGCAGUGGUGCGCACGGCGGCUCUUACAAGCAGGCUCUGUUGGGUCGCAUCAGGCCAUCACAGUGGAGGUUACCGCCGAUGGCUCAUGGCAAGGAGGUGUCGGCGAGCGUGCCCGUGGUCACCACGGCGGCUGCGACAGGGACUUGCCAGGGAGAAGCGGUGGCUGCAGCCCAAGCAUUGCCGGUGGCACAGUUUACCACAGAUGAUCCGGUGGUGCAGUUUGCCACAGAAGAUCCGGGCAGGUGUAGUGGGACCCUGCCACGCCAGGAGGCUACGGUGGCCAUCUUGCACGUUCCGUUGGGCCCGGGUAGCCAGGCUUUUGACCAAGUGGUGACAAGGGAUCAGGCACCCACCAAUGCCAACUCGCAACGGGUGAUUGACAGCGCGAUUUGCGCGGAUCCCAUGGAGGAUGACCAUGCGCAGGAUAAGACGUGCCAUCAAUCAAAUCCCGCCUUCCCGUCCACAGCCUUUCGGUGCGGGUCACCAGCGCCCAAUCCGCUGCCGUGGAGGAGGCCCCACUGGAUCCGCUGCCAGACAAAACCGCACAGGGAUUGCCACCGGUCUUGGACGCGCUGCAGCUAGCGACAACGGAGAGGAUUGACAAGCCUUCAGCUGAUUUGGUGGAUACGGGUCCCAGUAUACAGGAGGCUGGUGCUGGUUUUGAGAGGGCCGAUGUGACCGCGCCACAUGCAUGCAUGCAAGAGGCGUUGCAUGGCGGCAAUGAUAUUGAUGCUGGUGCAAUUAUUGUACAGCGCCGCGAGGAGAAUCUAUCUGCGAAAGAAAUUGCAGCGCUUGGGAACAUCAAGGCGUUUUGCGCUGGAUUGCUUAAAAAACUUGCACCGCCGCUUCUCAAGGAGUUUGAAGGUCUGCGAGGGGUCAAACCAGGCCAUGACCCAUUCACCCCACGCCGCACAACUCGGUCCGUCUGUGCAAGUAGCUCUAGGAAGACGAAGGCCUUGGCAGCUGAAACGGUGCUGCUUAGAACCUUGGGUCUGGAUUGUGAUGAUCUGGCGGUCUCGGAAGAUGCGCUAGGUCAGCUCCGUACAGUCUUCGACUCACCACUCCAGGAGCCGCAGUUGAGGGCCAUCGCGGCUAUCUUCGGGAAGGCGAUACAGCUCAACCUCGCAGAGGAGACAGGGAUGGCAGAGCCGAUCUUGGCGCAGUAGGCACGUUGGUGCUGGUGGCGUUGGAGGCAUUUCGUUCCAAUGUCGUUCAACGCUUUGGAGUUAGUGUGUUGGAAUGUUAGAGGCCUUAACAGUCCGGCCAAAAGGAAGGCGCUUAGGGGUUUUGUGGAUUCCACUCGCGCGGCGAUUGUUUGUAUCCUAGAAACUAAACUUGAGGUGGUGGACACCUUUGUAAUCCUGCAAUGCAUGGGGCCGAACUAUGAUGGUUUCACUUA
This is a messenger RNA of Triticum urartu, 2987 nucleotides long. RefSeq lists its product as uncharacterized. Gene Ontology annotation, molecular function: nucleic acid binding; zinc ion binding. The record is from RefSeq and is a predicted model, not a curated record. Lineage: Eukaryota; Viridiplantae; Streptophyta; Magnoliopsida; Poales; Poaceae.